This is a messenger RNA of Candidula unifasciata, 1005 nucleotides long. NCBI's taxonomy places the organism in Eukaryota, Metazoa, Mollusca, Gastropoda, Stylommatophora, Geomitridae. The record is from the annotation of a GenBank genome assembly.
AUGAAAUAUACCAUGGCAGACAAAAGUGGCGACAGUUACCGGAACGGGAGACGGUCUAGAGAGGUCAGCUCUCAAUCAGACGACAGUGGCGAUGAAUCUGAUCAGGACUGCGGGAUGCGGGUAGGGGAGGAGUACCAAGCAGAGAUCCCCGAGUAUAUCCCAGAUGCCAAAUAUGAUGGGAAACCAGAGGCCAUGCUUGUAUGGGCUCCCUCACCAAAUCUCUCAGAUGCCAAAGUGGAUGAAUACAUUCGAAUAGCCAAAGAUCUACAUGAUUACAACAUGGAACAGGCCCUUGGCAUGCUUUUCUGGCAUAAACACAACAUAGAACGUGCUCUGUCUGACCUGCCCAACUUUACCCCCUUCCCCGAUGAGUGGUCUGUGGAAGAUAAAGUGCUCUUUGAGCAGGCGUUUGGUUUCCAUGGCAAGAGUUUUCACCGUAUCAAGCAGAUGUUGCCUGACAAGCCUAUUGCAGCCCUUGUCAAAUAUUUCUACUCGUGGAAGAGAACUCGCUCAAGGUCUAGUGUCAUGGAUAGACAGGCUAAGAAACUGGGAAGUGGUGGCGUCAGUGAUGAUGGGUCAGAAAACUCAAAUUCUGAUGAGGAGGGCAAAACUAAAGAGAAUAAAGAGGCAAACCGAUGUGUGAACUGCGGUGUCGGAACUUCUCAGUUGCAUGUAACCCCAAAAGGUUCUUUAUGCCAUAGCUGCUAUCAGUAUUGGAGAAGAACUGGUGUAAUGCGAUCAGCAGGACCAAAAAGACAUGAUUCACAGAGCACUGGUCGCCACAACCCUAUUAAGCACAAACGGAAGCCACCCAAAGGGAUGUAUUUAGACCAUAAUGAUCUGCUAGCCAUGGUCUCAGGUCCCCCAAACCAGCCGGAGGCCAUCCUGAAGUCUCUGGAUUCUGAACUGGUUUCCCUGAAGAGGAUGGUUCAGAACAACAAGCAGAUGCUGAGCCAGCAGAAGCACAAGAUCUGUUCUGGUGUUGAUGACUACAGGCCACUUGAG